AUGCGGAAGGUCAUCGUUCUAGGCCGGUUGGCACCGGAAAAUACGUUCAGAAUAGGGCAGAGAGGCCCCGAUAUUAAAGAGGGAGAUACCAUUGAAAUCAAGGAACCUCAAAUGCAACACGCCCCUACGUUUCUGCGGCGACUUGUCAUGGGCACACCGUCAAUUGAUAUCCAAAUUCUGGCCGUCAAUGGUUCGUCGGGCUCUGAGAGAUUUAUCCGCUCCCUAGAUUCAUACCCACAGGAAUACGUAGGCAGGGAUGCGUUUGUUGGUUUCAUUUCAUGGAAUGGAAUGCUAAAUGGCACCCGUGUUCCCGAAGGCUCUUACAGAAUACGUGCUAGAGCGCUUAGAAUGUUCGGUGAUAGAAAGAACGAAAGUGACUGGGAAACUAUCACUUCGCCAACGUUCAAUAUUCGGUCCAUUCUCACGGUCCUUUUUCCAAUAUUUGCAUCCUAUAAGGCCCUUCGCACGUCUAAUGUGUCACAAAUUGCGCCAUGGCUGAUGUACUGGGUGGUAUUCUCUGUUGUAAUGUUGGUUGAAUCAUGGACCUUCUUUAUUAUAGGAUGGUGGAUAAUUGAGAAAAGGUUUCCGUUCUACAGUUGGAUCCGCCUCUUCGCGCUUUCGUAUCUCGUACUUCCCCAGACGCAAGGUGCAAAGAUGCUAUAUCUUGAAUAUUUCGAUCCUUUUCUACUUCAACAUGAACGUCAGAUAGAGGAAUUCAUUGGCCAAGCACAUGAUCGUGCCAGAUCUGCCGGUCUCAAUUAUUUGUACCAAGCAAUUGAUCUAAUUCGAGAAAAGGUACUCGGUCUACCGCCAACUUGGACGGCUCAGGCUGCGCCCUCACAGCCUGCUGCUACUGGCCCUGCUGCAUAUGCGCAGUCUUUAUUCUCCCGGUUUAAUUUACCUGGUGGUGGUACUGGCGCAAGUGUUGCUAGCCCGGGAUCGGAUAUCUUUUCCAUGCUUAGCUCCGCCGUGACGGCCGUAGCGCCCACGGGUAAGCCGCGCGAUUCUCAAGCCUCAGAUCUAAAUGCUGCGGGCUUGUUGCCCAGAAAUCUCGCUUCAGCAUCAAAGACUGAGCGGGCAGAAUAUAUUAACUCCCAGAAGGAUAAACUUCGAAUUCUUCUGUCUGCUCUCGAUCAAGAACAACGAAGUCUUGGGGUGGACAGCCGAGGAGACGAUGGUUUGGCAUACGGAAGUAGCUAUGAUUUUGAUGCCAGGGGGUUGAAGAAGAACCAAAGCGAAAAUUCGUUUGAGAACAUUCGCCAUGAAGACCUGGGCGCAUCCUCCGCCUUUGAUAACAGAGAUAGAGAUGCUGAGAGGCGGCGAUCUGGAAGGUGA
Molecule: messenger RNA, 1335 nt
Organism: Ophidiomyces ophidiicola
Lineage: Eukaryota; Fungi; Ascomycota; Eurotiomycetes; Onygenales; Onygenaceae
Exons: 3
Coding region: 1-1335 (444 amino acids)
Source: RefSeq, a predicted model, not a curated record